Molecule: messenger RNA, 5818 nt
Organism: Alligator mississippiensis (American alligator)
Lineage: Eukaryota; Metazoa; Chordata; Crocodylia; Alligatoridae
Product: olfactory receptor 52N4
Exons: 1
Coding region: 53-1009 (318 amino acids)
Biological process (GO): G protein-coupled receptor signaling pathway
Cellular component (GO): membrane
Molecular function (GO): G protein-coupled receptor activity; olfactory receptor activity
Source: RefSeq, a predicted model, not a curated record
CAAAACCUGCUGAAAGUGGGAUAAUGAGGAACAUGGUCUUCACACAACUGCCAUGACAAGUUUCAAUCUCACUCACGUCACCCCUUCCACCUUCAUUCUGAAUGGGAUCCCUGGCAGGGAAGCAGAUCAUAUUUGGAUUUCAAUCCCAUUCUUCUCCAUGUACCUCAUUGCCAUGGUGGGAAACUGUAGUCUCCUCUACCUCAUCUGGAUUGAAGAAGCCUUGCACAGGCCCAUGUACUACUUCCUCACCAUGCUGUCCCUCACUGACAUUGCAAUGGGCACAUCUGCAAUGCCCAAGGUGAUGUGCAUCUUCUGGUUCCAACUGAAAGAGAUUGACUUUGAUGCCUGCCUGGUCCAGAUGUUCUUCAUUCACACAUUCACAGGGAUGGAGUCUGGUGUGCUCAUGCUCAUGGCCUUGGACCGCUACGUUGCCAUCUGCUACCCGCUGAGGUAUGGCACCAUCUUGACCAACCCAGUCAUCACUGCCAUGGGGCUGAUCACUUUCCUGAGGGGGGUCAUCCUCAUCAUGCCCUUCCCAUACUUGGCCAAGAGGCUGCCGUACUGCCACACCAAUGUCAUCCCUCACACCUACUGUGACCACAUGUCUGUGGUGAAGCUGGCCUGUGCCAGUAUCAGGGUUGAUGCCAUCUAUGGCCUCAUAGUUGCUAUGUUAAUUGGGGGCUUUGACAUCCUCUGCAUCUCAAUCUCCUACAUUAUGAUCUUCAGGGCUGUAGUUAGCCUGUCUUCCAAAGAAGCUCGUAGGAAGGCCUUUAGCACCUGCACAGCCCAUAUUUCUACUAUUACCAUCUCCUACACACCAGCUUUCUUCACUUUCUUCACACACCGUUUUGGGGGUCACAUUAUCGCACCACAUAUUCACAUCAUCAUGGCCAACCUUUACUUGCUCUUGCCCCCGAUGCUCAACCCCAUUGUAUAUGGGGUGAAGACAAAGCAGAUCCAAGAGAGUGUCAUUAAGCUAUUUAAGGGAGGAAAGGUUGGAGAAAAGUGAUGGGUAUUACACAAAAAUCAGGCUAAUGGUGGGGACAAAAUGGCUCGUCCUUCACGUUCUGAUAUGAACACCAAAGGUACGAGUACCAGAAUGCAAAAAUGGUGGGGAAGGGAGGGUGUCUAUUGAAAUUAAUAGGUGGCAGGUUUAGCAGAAAAAAGCAGUGGUCUUUUUUCUACCCAACAUAUAUUCCACAUACAUUGUGGAAUUCAUCACCCCAGGAUUUUGAAGAGGCAGAGUAUGGCCAGGUGCAAAAUGGUUCUGUAAAUGGCACCCACCUACCAUCUUCCCAAGCCCCAACAAGGCUCUUUCAUGUUGAAGUUGUUUAAUAAGACUUCAUACCCAGGCAGGGGUUUGUUGGUUGCAGGUGGGGAGAUGCUUGUUGUGUUGGAUGCUCAGUCUGUAUAUAGCUCUGUCAGAGAUCCACCUCAUAACUGCUGAGUAAACCCACUAGAUAAUCAAAUAUAUUUUAAUGCAGACAUGUAAUAUCUCCUGUAAAUACGGCCCUUUAUGUGUCAGACAACAGAUAAUGUCUGUUCCAGUUCCUUGCAGUCCCAAAAUUUGUAGGGUUGGAAAGGACAUCUAACCUGGACUGAUGCAGCGUUCACAUUUGUUAUCUAUACCAAAAAGAUGCUUCUCCAGACUCUUGAAAACUGUGAAGAAGAGAAAUAUACAAACUCCCACCAUGCUUUGCUCUGUUUUCCUACUGUUAAGAAUAUUUUUAUGCAAUUUUUUUCUAUAUCCACUUUAUUUCAUUCUACUCCUGCUUCUCUGACGUGGAACUCAUGGCCGACUGCCCUCUACCCUCCUCUCUGAACCAAAAACAAUAUUGCUUGUCAUCCUUCUAGCUACGUAUGCCUUCCUUUCCUUUUUUCUAAUGGACCAGAUUCAACAGAAAGGAUGGAGAGUGUUCUUGGCAAUACCUCACCAAUGACCUGGGAUUUAGGGUUCUGCUGGGAAGGGGAAGUUAUAAAUUCAAACUACACUAAAUAAGAGAGGCCCCUAAUCCUGGACUAGUGCCCCAUGAAGUAGGCUAUUUUAUUCUCUUAAAUAUGGGAAAUUCUUCCUCUGGUAACAAAUACACACUAAUUGUGCUUCCUCUGGAAGUAAAAUUUCAGGGGACAAGUCUACAUGACACUCUUAAUGCCCAUUGGACUAAUUCUCCUGCACAUCGGCAUGGCUGGCAAAAACCAUGCUAAUGCACAGUAGAUUAGUUCAAUGGGCAUUAAGCAUCACCUAAAAAGUGUUCAUCUGCGCUAAUGCUCAGUAGCACCAAUUACAACAUAUUAAGUUAGUACUUGUUUUUACAGGUACUAAACUUAAUACACCAUAAUUACCACACAUGAAUGAACAUGUAGAUGCACCCAGAGACUUGCAUGCAGUUUCCUUGUCUUCCCGAGUGGAUCACAACAAAAUGCAAGAGGCAACAGGGGAUUCUUUAGGUGGGGGAAUAAGAUCUAAUGUGUGCAAGGGGUACAAAAUGCACUUACAUAGAAAGCUUUUUAGCCGUGUCAGUGUUAUAUUCCCAUCCUAAGGGGAUUUGAAGAUAGCUCUUUAUGCUUUGCUGUAUUUUUCUCCCCAUAGAUAGCAGAGAAGUUUAAAUCCCGCAUUAUUACACGUUCUCCUUACCAGCAUGAAGAAUGCCCUGUCUACUUCUCCUUCCUGAUUUAGUUGUCUGUAACACAGCCCAUCCAUAAUAUCACUAUUCUUCUUUCCCCACUUUAUCUUUACCCAUAUUCCCUCAACAAUUCAACUACUCUUUUGCUUUUGGAUGUCAGAGCAGAUAGUGAAAGUCUCCCUCCUUUUUUUGCCACCUAUCAUAUGGGAACAAGCUAUAUCCCUCAUUAUGAAUGUUUUAAUCAUGGGAAAUAUUUCUCCAUGUUUAUCUAAUACCAAUUAAGCCAUAAUUUCCAUUACAGUUCAUCCUGCUGCUUCCCCAGUCUUGCAUUUCUACCCCUCAAACCAGAAUUUAAUUAAGUUGACCUGUGCUGACAGAAAGGUGAAUCUUCUUGCCUAUGGUUUGAUUGUUAUCAUGUCUGCCACUGGACUGGACUUACUUCUGAUCUGCUUCUUUUAUAUCUUCAUUCUUUGCACUUCUUGAGUUAGAUCUAGGAGGCACAGAUCAAGGUUGUGGGCACCUGCACCUCCCAAAUCUGUGCCAUCUUCCUGUUCUGUGAGCUAUUUGUUGGCUUGCUGAUGGUGCACAAGUUUGGGAAGACGCAUGGCUCUGUGAUCCAUAUUGCAAUGGCCAAUAUCCACUUGCUGGUUUCACCAGUGCUCAGCUCAGUAGUGUAGGGGGUGAAAAGAAAGCAGAUCUGUCAAAGGAUGAUGAGGCUAUUCCACAAGUAUGCAAAGAGAUGGUUCCUUCCACCUUACCAGGUGCACAGUCACGCUAAAAAAAAACAAUGAUAAAUGUAUAUGCAUUGGACCCAGAAAGUGACUUGACAAGUGGGGCAGUUCCACGCACAUCUUACCCCUGAAAUAAACCUGAGGCAGCUCAUACUUACAAAAUCCAGUGCCUUGAGGCUUCCUUUCUUCCACCAGCCAUAGCCAUGACCACAGCAACACCAGCAGGGUAAAAUGAGGUGAGUCUGUGGGAGCAUCGCUCUCUUUUUUGUACCACAUCAGUUCUGAAAGAGCUACCUGGACAGACCCGGGGCCCAACAACCUUACUCCAUAUCAGCAUGUUGAACAAGUGAAAUGUGGUAACUUCACUCCAGUCACUGGCAAUGCUGUAGUGUGUCAUCUCAGGGGUAAUUGUGAUAUAUUUGUAUUAGCGGGCUCUCUCCCUCCCAGGCUCUUAAUGGCAGACAAUGCCAAUAAAGCCUAAAUAUAACAUGAUUGUCCAUGUGCUUGAAGUACUCUGCUACUUCUGUCAACCUGGGUGUGACUACACAAGAUGCCUACUGCGCAUUAGCCUAAUAAAACUGUGCAGUUGAGUGUAAUGGCAAAAACCACGCUAAUAGCCUACUGCACCGAGUUAUUAAGCUAAUGUGCAGUAAGACUAAUUAAAUAACCAUGUGAUGGCAUUUCUGUGCAGUAACUUCAGGUGCUGUGCAUUUAAUUAGUUCUUUAUUAAGGAAGACCUAAAUUUAAUGCCCAGUAUCUAAGGCACAUUAAUGUGUAGAUACGCCCCCUGAAUAGUAAUCAUUCAUUCAAGUAUCUUAUGGCCGGGUGCAUUUUUUUUUCCUCAGAGCGAAGUGAGGGAAACCUUUUAGGCCCUGCAGGACAUUUUCAGCAAUCCCUCAGUUUUAAAGGGAUUUCAGCUCCUUAAAGGGAUUAUCUGCAAACUGUGUUAGAUAUGUCGACUGGGGCUGAUCAGAUGGUACUGACUUAACUUUGUUUAGACUUGUUAAAUCACAAUGACAAAAGCCACAAAAGCUUUUUCUUAGUAUUUACUUUUCAGUUAAGCUGUUACUAUCACAUCUGCGGGGAUGCAAUGCAGACACAGAUGUAAAAGGAUGUUUCUGUAAAACAGUUCCUGUAUUAAUGGGGUCUGGGCUAUGAAAAGGCCUGUAAUGCUGGGCUGCUACAGGAAGCUGAAGUGGUAAUACGUUCCGGCACUAGCGUGUCCUAAGACUGAACUCACUGUAACAUUUCCAUUAUUACUGGUGAUGCCUUUACUUAAGAUUGCUUGACACUAACCUACAUGGGAUUGCAUUUCCAGUGGGCUUUACCUUUGCUAAUCUUAAACCAUUUGGCUGUUUUCUAUGGAAAGUUUCAGCUAAAAUAUAGGAACAAAAUACAUUGUUGUGCUCAUGUGUGUAAUUAUAGUAAAACAGGACUGGGAGGAACGUUGGGGUUACCUAUCAUUCAUUUUUUCUUCUUUUAAAAGCCCCAGUGCCCCAUUCUUUGGAAAAAAAAUAACUUGGAUUUUGGAAAGGGGAUGACUGAUGGGCAAGUUACAAGCCAGGGAAAUCUUAGUUUGUUCAUGUUCAGUGGACACAUGUAAAAAAGUCUGUCCUCAGUGGACACAUUCCUACCUCCCCACAUUGCCCCUACCUGUGACUGGACUGAAUAGGAGCUAUCUGCCCCAAGAAGCAGAUCAUGAUUCACCCCAAGCAAGCAAAAGCUGGACAACAUGUCCCCUGUAAUUGCACCUUACUCAGGCCACUGUGACCUUGGAUGUUGUACCUGAGAACAAAGAGCCUGGUCUUCCCAUGGGAGAGAUCAGGUAAUCCUCAUGCAGCACUUGGGCUUUCCCCAAAAGCCUGGAAGGAGUUUGUCCUCUCCUCUGAAAACAUGCAAACCAUUGUGUGGAGGCUGGGUCACAGACCCUGAUGUGGACUCUGGUCUCUUGGUUAAUGAAAGGCAAGCAGUGAUCUGAGUGUGCUGGAAACUUAGACCGCUAAGGAAGCUACAGUGAAGAGCCUCUUUACAAAACUGCUCGCUGAGGCUGGAAAUGUCCCAACAGAUCUCUCUCUCUUCUCUAGGGUUUGGGAAAGGUCAGUGAUAUAGGGGCAUCCCUCUACCCCCAUCAGCUUCUGGAGUACUCAGCUUUCUUCAGCCCUUUGAAAGCAGGUUGUAGACCUACAUUAAGUACAAAAUCUAUUGGCUCUCCCUUAAAUCACAAGGGCUGUAGCAGAAGGCUUUUCUGAAAAGUCUUCAAUGAAAGCUCUGGGGUCAACUUGGAGAGCGGCAAAGCAGCCUUCAUAAUAGCCUUUGAAGAGGACUCGAAGCUGGGCUGAGACCCAAGGAAGGGGUAGAAACGCCCUGAAACUCAAGGUGCUGAGAAUGUCAUCCAUAUAUUGCCCACGUCCAAGAUAGCAACCUUCUACUGCUCCCUUCUCUGGUGCUUUUUCGAGUAUUACA